GAUGGGGAGGAAGAGGAGGAAAUGGAGGAGGAAGAGGAGGAGGGGAAGGAGGAGGAGGAAGAGGAAGAGGCACAGGAGGAGGAUCGAGAGGGGGAGGAGCAGAUGGUAGAGGUAGGGGAAGAGGAGGUACAGAAGAAAGAACAAGGAUCGAAGGAUAUGGAAGUGGCUCGCAGGAUAUGGGGUAUUUCGGGGAAGAUAAUCAAUCCGACCAAAGCAGUGAUUACAGCGGAGAGCAGUCAUACCAGUCAUUCAAAAGAGACCGGGCAUCGAGAGGAAGGGGUCGAGGUCGAACUGCAUGGACUCAACCUACGCCGGGCACAGGCGAGAAUGAGACAAGGCCAGACGUGAUAGAACUACAUGACAAGAACGAAGACUGGAAGCAUGCUCCGGCAAGGAAAGUGAAGCAGAACAAUAACAAAAGGAAACGAAACCAAAGAAGAAAACAAAACAGACAAGAGUCCAGUCAAAACAAUAGCAAUCACAGCAAGUUCCUUGUGAGCGUGGGUAACAGAUGUGACAUCGAGACACUUAAGAACUACCUUGAGGCAAUGACGACAGAGGGUGUGGCCCGUAUUGCGCCAAUCCACGAGGGAGAAUUUCUCGUUUUCUUUGACUGCAUGCGAGACUUUAGUAAAGCAGAAGAGAAAAUCAGCAAGACGCCAUUAGAGGGGGCCAAGGUCACCAUCACUCGCCUUUGUCAUAACCCCACCUGGUGUGUCAGGGUGGAAGGAUUCGCCAGCGGCACCACUUUUGAUCAGCUGCGAUUCUACUUUGCUAAUGCCAAAAACGGUGGCGGGGAGGUAAACAAGCUGGAGUUCACUGAGGGCAACAACACAGCCGUCAUCUACUUUAAUAGCCAAGAAGUUGUUAAAAACCUGCUCAGCAAGGAGCAUAAGCUUGGUGACUCCAUACUAAAGCUGACAGGGGUGCCACAAUCCAUGGAUGAAGAAGGUCCGAAACAUCACGGCCAGACCACCAACCCCAAGCAUAAUGGAGGCAACAAGGAGACAACCAGUUCUAGCCAAACCCCAACUGAUUAUAAGCCAGGAAUCAUCGAGGUCGCAGUUGACCUAAAUAUCAUGGAAUUCGUGAGAAAAUCGAAGUACUUUCUUGAACUUGUGACAUCUCUUCGAGAAAUUGGAUUCGAUUUGGUAUACAAAAGCAAUUCCAGGACUCAAACCAUCACAGAAAAAGACCCGACAUGUGCAAACAGACACGAUGAUGCUGUCGAAGUUUUCGAUUCUAUGAUGGCCAGAUUCGUAAGCUUUGAUUAUGAUGUACCUGGAACUGGUGCCGACUCCUGGAAACUAUUGCUGCGGAGUCUUACAACACUUAAGCAAGAGCGUGGACAAAACAGUUUUUAUUUCCAACAAGACGCAAACUGCAGGCAAAUUAAGGUGACAUGCUUGAAAUCCUUAAAAGAAGAAAUCGAAAAAAAUCUUCAGGCCAAGUCUUACAAGGAGACGACUAUUAACAGUGGUGAUACAGACGAAGAGAAAAUAUUCCUUCUUGACAAACUUGAAUUUGGUAAAGCAAUACAGGUAGAGUAUCCUGAUAUGAUAGUGCAAGUUGAUUUACAAAAACAAGAGGUCUUAGUGAAAGGCCCCAAGGAACAGUAUGAGAAAGCUAUCAUGAAGGUCUACCAAAAGCUCGGACAAAUGUCAGGAAAAACGCUGUCAUUAAGCGCUAACGUCGCAGAGAUGCUCAAUACUGACCAGGGUCUUGCAAGGGUUAAGGAAGAGAUGAAGAAACAGAAGAUUGAAGCAGUCUUCUCCAUCGCUGAAGUCAGCGGGAAGUGUUCUGUUUUUGGAAGCUCCAGCACCGAGGCAGACAAAGCCUCUGAAGUAGUUACCAAGCUCAUUAAGGAGGUCAAGAUCGACGUGGGAAAGGACAAUCAAGAUCUUCUUGCAAGCAAACAAUGGAGCGCAGUUUGUGACGAUGUCAAAGGAAGGUGUAAUGUCUAUGUACGAAGGAACAAGUGGAACGAGACUUGGUUCACUGGAUUUGCAGAUGAUGUCGAUAAAGCGGAGCAGCGAGUUAAAAGGUUUCUUGAAGAAAACGCCAUUAAAACAGAAAAGUACCCCUUAGCGUCUGCCGUGCAACGUCGUUAUAUCGUGUGGCACAGGAUGACGGACUUGAAGGGUUUCGAAGAGAAACUCAAGGACCAAGGCGUGAAGUUUGCUCCUACAAUCAAGUCCAACGAGCUUUCAAUCACUGGAACGAAGAAUGGCAUCAGCAGGGCCAAGGCUGCUUUAGUGCAGCUUGUAGGUACCAUCGUUACAAAGUCGUCGCAAGUCACUCAGCCUGGCCUGAAAAAGCUUUUUGCUGAUGGAAAAGAAGCCGCGCUGACCAGAACUGUGGAGCAAGAACACCACUGUGUCAUUGAGGUUGCGCAACCGCAGCUCCAGGGACCCUCUGCUGGACAGUCUACCGGCGGUAACGGAUCGGCCCAGAAUGCACAGCGUCGCGCUGGCAAACCACUUCUUAGUAAAUUAUGGCAGUCAUUUACUGGUCGGGGAAGCGAGAGCGACUCGGGGGAAGACAGCGAGGACGAGGAAGGGUUUGUCAUUCCGCACUUAGGUGGAAACCAGGUGUCAGUAGGGAAGACAGUGAUAGCGUGGAACCAGGGAGACAUUGUUAAACAAAAGGCGGAUAUUUUAGUCACCCUAACCCAAGGCCAGCUUGCCAAAGCCUUUUACUCCGCUGACCCGCAGCUACAGCAAGCAGUACAAAACACACCGACUUCCGGCGGUGUUACAGUCACCUCAAGUGGUUCUAUGACUAACUGCAAGCAUGUGAUGCAUGGACAAUGUUCCAACUGGAACGGUGUCAACGGCUCCGCGGCUAACGGACUUGAUAAACUGGUACAAAGCUGCUUGGAAAACACAGAUCUGCUAGGGAUGAAUACAAUUGCCUUUCCUAUCAUAGGAACAGGUGGAUUCAGCUUUCCACACCAUGAGGCCUGCAGAAUAAUGCUAAGCAGCGCAUUAAACUACUGCAGAGCCAACCCCAACACAGGGAUUACCGAUAUUAGUUUGGUCGUGUUCCCUCAAGACCAGGCGUUGGUAACUGCAUUCCAAACAGAAUUUAAUAGCUUAACAUCCAAAGGUGCUCCUAUGCCUGUUGCUCAAGCAAGCUCCACCAUGCCUGCUCAAAUCAGCGGUGUUCUCAUUCGGGUAGUCCCUGGCGAUUUGACCAAAGAAAACGCCCCAGUAGAUGCGAUUGUGAAUAUCAUUGGCACCUCCAUGGAUAUGCAGCAAGCUGGAGAAGUAAGCAAAGCAGUUUCUGCAGCGGCGGGACCACGCCUCCAACAAGAAUGCUCACAACUAGGCCAGCAACCUGCUGGUUCAGCGGUGAUUACAAGAGGCUACAACCUGGGUGUCAAUCACGUGAUCCACAUGGUUCCUGGAGGUAACAGCAAAACGCAGCUGUCGCAGUGCUUGGAAAGUUGUCUCCAGGCGGGCGAUGCUCAGGGAUUUAAGUCAGUGUCGCUCCCAGCGUGUGGCACAGGUGGCUUUGGGCUUUCCGAGGCCGACUCUGCCGACCUGACCUUUAAUGCAUUCAGGAAUAUCUGCCCCAAGCUGAACAGCAUCACCGAGAUUAAGGUCGUUAUUUUCAACAAGGCCACCUUGCUGCAAGCCUUUCAGCUCCAACUGCAUAAACUCGGCACAUCGUCCUUAUUCAAGAAAGCGGUCUCGCCGAGAAAGUCUUACUCCUCCAAGAAUUCGCAGUCAGCAGUAAUCCAGCCUCGUUCCCAAGACACUGUGAAGUUCACAGUCUAUGGAAAAAGUAAUAAUGCCGUCGACGACGCAGUGAAAGCCCUGGUUGAUGCUUUUAAAAGCGUCUGCGUAACUCAGGAGGUUAAAGACGAGGCAGUGUCGAGUCUAAGCAGCUCACAGCGCCAGACGUUAAGCGCAAAAGCUUUCAAGAACGACAUAGAUAUAAAUUUCGAUGAUGCGUCAAAUCGAGUCGUUAUCGGAGGCGGGGCACAAGAUGUAAUGUCGCUUGUCAAUGACGUUUGGAAAGAGCUAAACGAUCGUAAAGAGAAAGACAAGGCCAAAGAGCAUGCCUCGGUGCUGUACAAGACCAUUCGCUGGCAGUAUAACAAGAACGGUACUUCUGUGGUGUUCGACAAACACGUGAAUGCAGAGAUCGAGAAGGCCCAUAGCAACAAGACACCAAGCGUUACCGUCAAGCACGGUCACGAAACGUUCGUGAUCACCAUGGCUACGAUGACAGGUGUCAGUCAAAGCGGUGGACAGCAGAUAACAGUGACGCGGGGAAUUGUGGGAGUUACUUCAGGAAGCUCGGUCUCUCUACCUCCAAAUUGGGAUCCGAUGCCUGUGGGGACGGAUGGCAAGGAAAAGACAGUGCACACGGUCAAUCUGUCACAAACUUCGACUGAAUACCAGACAGUCAGCAAUCUUUUCAAAAGUACGGGUGGAACUGGUAAUAUCAAUCAGAUUCAACGCGUACAAAACCCUCACCUCUACCGAGCGUACAUGGUUAAGAAGGACAAAAUGGACAAAGACAACGUAGGAAUAAACAAUGAGAGAACUCUUUUUCACGGAACUAAUGGCUCAAACGUCAGCGCCAUCAACACACAAGGAUUCAACAGAAGCUUUGCAGGGAAAGCAAGCGGUACUGCAUUAGGAAAUGGUGUAUACUUCGCAGCAAGCGCCUCUUACUCCAUGGGUUACGCACAUCAAAGUGGAAAUGGCAGACACAUGUACGUAGCCAAGGUCCUAGUUGGGAAAUAUACACAGGGUCGCCAAGGUCUCCUCAACCCUCCCUGCAUAAAUGCUUCAAUACCGGAGAUUCUGUACGACUCAGUAGACAAUGGCGGAGGAAGUGUAUUCGUAGUUUUUCACGACAGUCAGUGCUAUCCUGAGUACCUGAUAACUUUCCAGUAAAUAAAUGAGGAUUCCGAAUGUAAUACAGCUACUCAGGGUAUUAGGUAACACCAAGAGACCAUGAUA
This is a messenger RNA of Nematostella vectensis (starlet sea anemone), 4979 nucleotides long. RefSeq lists its product as uncharacterized. Gene Ontology annotation, molecular function: NAD+ poly-ADP-ribosyltransferase activity; transcription corepressor activity. Bases 177 to 4913 code for a protein of 1578 amino acids. Lineage: Eukaryota; Metazoa; Cnidaria; Anthozoa; Actiniaria; Edwardsiidae. The transcript is spliced from 8 exons. Gene Ontology annotation, cellular component: nucleus; cytoplasm. The record is from RefSeq and is a predicted model, not a curated record. Gene Ontology annotation, biological process: negative regulation of gene expression.